AUGUGGCUCUGGGUGUUUCUGCUCUACUCUGUGCUGCAGGAAUCUUCAGGCUGCACUGUAGAGCGAGGUUUGGGAGACACCAUCACCAGAUCUGCUGGAGAUUCUGUGGAGCUGCUGUGCUCCUGCACACAACAAACAAAGGAAGAUCCUCAGACAGUUCAGUGGGGAUUUAAGAGAAAGUUCACACCAGGCGACUACAGAGCUGAUCACUCAGUGUUUCCAGAGGACGGCAGUCAGAAUCGGCGCUACAGAGGCAGAGUUCAGAUACUGAAUCAGAAUAAACCAGGAACUGUAGCUCUAAUCAUCUCCCACCUCACUGAGGAAGAUGAAGGAGCGUAUCUGUGUGGGAACAACGGGAACUAUAACAGAGCCGUCACUCUCUACGUCAGAGGCUGUGCUGUGCUGGAUCAGUGGAGUAGAACGUUCUCCAGAUCUCCAGGAGAGUCUGUUCUGCUGCCAUGUCCCUGUCCUGGAGAACAGAAGAUCAACCCUGACAGAGUCACAUGGACUAAAGAUCAGACUGCAGUGUCUAAUGAUACAGAAUCCUACAGAGGCAGAGUCUGGAUGUUCAACCAGAACCAUUCCAGAAAUUUCUCUCUCCUCAUCUCAGAUCUGACUAAAGAGGACUCUGGACUCUACACCUGCAGAGCUGAUGAGAAAGACAUGCAAUCUGUCCAGCUAGAGGUCACAGGCUGCACUCUGUCAGAGAAUAAACAGACUGUUCCAGUCAGUAGAUCCUCAGGGGAGUCUGUUCUUCUGUCCUGCACCUGCACUGACCAGCAGGACAGACCUGUGGGAGUUCAGUGGAGAACACCAAACCGUGAAGAUCUCCUUCAGCGCUACAGCGGCCGAGUUCAGACAUUUAACCAGAGCUCUACAGGAAAGUUCUCUGUACUGAUCUCAGACCUGACUGAAGAGGACGGAGGAACAUAUUCAUGCUGGAUAAACCAGAAUCAGUACAGGAACUUCAGCCUCACUGUUAAAGGCUGUACACUCUCAGAGACUGAGGAGAAACUGAUUAUUAGAUCUCCAGGAGAUUCUGUUCUCCUGCCCUGCUCCUGCACUGACCAAUACACCAAACCUGUAAGUGUGAAAUGGGAGCGUGUAGACUCAGGAGGGACUGAGGUAUCCAAUGAGAUGGAGCUCUACACCAGCAGAGUCCAGAUGUUUAAUAAGAACCUUCCAGCAAAUCUCUCUCUACUGAUCUCCAACCUGACUGAACAAGACCAGGGAACAUACAGAUGUUCAAUCAACAACAAACAAUCCAUCAACAUCACACUUAACAUUAACGGCUGCACACUGUCAGAGACUCAGGAGAAACUGUUGAUCAGAUCUCCAGGACAGUCUGUUCUCCUGCCCUGCUCCUGCACAGACCAACACACCAAACCUGUAAGUGUGAAAUGGGGGCGUGUAGACUCAGGAGGGAUUGAGGUAUCCAAUGAGAUGGCAAACUACACAGGUAGAGUCCAGAUGUUUAAUAAGAACCUUCCAGCAAAUCUCUCUCUACUGAUCUCCAACCUGACUGAACAAGACCAGGGAACAUACAGAUGUUCAAUCAACAACCAGCAGUCCAUCAACAUCAGACUCAGCAUUGAAGCAGAGAAGAGAGAAAUCACAGGUUCCUUUGUCAUCAUUUUGUGUGUCUGCGUCACUCUGCUGUUUAUUGUAGUGAUCGGCGGAUCAGCACUGAUCUUCUACAAACGGAGAAACAAUAAGACACAAGAGUCUGUGUACAUAAAUACUGAGAGGAGAACACAGAACACAGAUGAUGGUGAUUCUAUAAAUUAUCCUUCAAGAAACUGGAAGGAGAUCAGCAUGCCUCCAAUCAAUCAGUGCCUGGACUCAGGAACUGACCAAUCAGAUUCAGUCUACCAGAACAUGACGUUCAACACAAACCAAUCAUACCUAAAUCCCUACACCAUCAAGUGUCAAUCUACAACAAAUUGAGACUGUAACACCAAAAAAUCAAAGACCUGGGGUGUCCAAUGUUAUCCACACAACGUCAGGCGAAUUCUAGAGUGUUCCAAAUGUCAUUUUUCAGAAUUAAAUUCUGUCUUUGUGGUGAAUAGUUAGUUUUUGCAUAUAUCCAAAUGUAUUUUAAACGGUUUUAUUAUUGAAUCUUAUUAUAGUGCCCUUUAUUCAGUUUAAAAAAGAAAACAAACUUUUUGAAAAGUAAUUUUUGAAAAUGAGGUCCUUUCUGCACAUUCAUAUCAAAUUGCUAUUCAGUGAAAUAUUCAUGAAACAAAAACUAAAGAGAUCUGGUUGUGUUCAGGUUGGAGGUCUGUGCAGGAGUCCCGCUCCUGCCCAAAGUCACAAAUAUUUGUCCCACUCAAAAACAUCUGUUUUGCUGUGAGACCUACAUGGGGGACAUGGAUAAAAUGGGGCAGGGUCUGUUCUUUAAGUACUCCACCAAAACGAAAAUCAAGACUUUCCAUGUUGCUCAUGCCAUUCAGAUACAGUAUGUGUGAAGCAGGCCUAUGAGUAUUUGUAGAAAUUCAAAUGAAUGACUGCAUUCAUUUGAAUUGCUUUACUGUGAUCAUUUCAUACUGUUUACAUAUAUGAUUUACUGAUUGUUGUACGUUAUUUAGGCUAUUCAUUUAUUUGUGUGAUUUCUCUUAAUGUCUGCUUUCACCCGCUCCCGCCUGCAGUGGGCAGGUUUCCCGCCCGCCCCACAAGUUACUGUGGCCCGUCUUGCGGGAAUCUGCAAGUCUUUUUCAGUCUCUAGCCCUCUAGAGCUAUUUAAUUUUGUCAACUUGUUCAGACCCCAGAAUUAAGGUAACAUAAAGUCAGUCAAGCGUAUUAUGUUAUUUGAAGCAAACGUGUUUUUUUCUAAGGCUACAUUUACACAGCAGGUAAAAUUGGCCUAGAUCUGAUUUUCUCACCAAAUCUGAUUUUUGUUUUUGUUUGUUUGGCUGUUCACAUUAUCUUUCAAAUGUGAUCUGCAUGCCACAU
Pygocentrus nattereri (red-bellied piranha) is the source of this 2952-nucleotide messenger RNA. RefSeq names its product polymeric immunoglobulin receptor-like. Gene Ontology annotation, biological process: immune response; positive regulation of T cell proliferation; cellular response to lipopolysaccharide. The coding region runs from base 1 to 1947 and encodes 648 amino acids. Gene Ontology annotation, cellular component: external side of plasma membrane. NCBI's taxonomy places the organism in Eukaryota, Metazoa, Chordata, Actinopteri, Characiformes, Serrasalmidae. The transcript is spliced from 10 exons. The record is from RefSeq and is a predicted model, not a curated record.